Messenger RNA from Aspergillus versicolor CBS 583.65, 1104 nucleotides. RefSeq lists its product as uncharacterized. Gene Ontology annotation, molecular function: metallopeptidase activity. Bases 1 to 1014 code for a protein of 337 amino acids. NCBI's taxonomy places the organism in Eukaryota, Fungi, Ascomycota, Eurotiomycetes, Eurotiales, Aspergillaceae. The transcript has a single exon. The record is from RefSeq and is a predicted model, not a curated record.
AUGAGGUCUGUCCUUCUUUUCAUCCUGGCUCUGCUUCUCGUCAGCCAUUCGCAAGUGGAAGCCGGCAGCCGACUCUGGGAAAGGCCUCAUAAUCACGCGCAACCUAGAUGGGCUCAUUUCCCUCCUCCCGAUGAGAAUGGAGAAGCAGCAGCCUACCCCUGGCCCGACAAGGUGAUUCCAGUUUGUUUUAAGAACCCCGUCGCCAAACAAGUACUCGCCCCGUUUUUAAGGAAGGCCAUGGACCUGUGGUACGCAGCAGGGCUUCCGGAAUCUUAUAAGCUCGAAGAGGCAUCGGACCACAGGUGCGCCAACCAGCCACUGGAAGUCUUGAUGGUGCGUUUGGCUGAGAAAGACGAACCCUUCUCAACGACCGUUGGUAGGCCCCGCAGUUUGAGAGGCGGAGACGGCGCGAGGAUGAAAAUCAAUCUCGUUACCGACCUGCUCCCUGAUGUAACAGCCAACAUUGCACACGAACUCGGCCACAGUUGGGGCCUGUUCCACGAGCAUCAAACAUCCCAGUUCUGGGACCUCACGACGGGCAUGCCUAAGUUUUUUACAUUCAACUGCGAGGCAUUAUCGGAUUUCCCUCUCCACGCAGACAAGACUUUUGCUCAAAUAUAUUCAGUAGCGGGCAUAUGCCGCAACUACUAUACAGCACUGAGCUUCGGAUUCGGUGCUACGGAGUUCCUGGCCAUUCCCUUUGCUACAAGCCACCUGCAGCACAUGACCGGUGUGUCGGAGGAUGACGUGGACUGGAAAUCUAUUAUGCUUUAUCCGUCCAACAUUGGCAGCAGAUUCCAGCAUAUGUUCCCGUUAGAGCAUAAGAGAGUGAGCCCUAAUCAACCAGUGGAGGAAGUUAAAAUUCAACCGAAUAUCGUGCCAUCGCCCAGGGAUGUUGAGGGAAUUCGCCACAUAUAUGAAUCUCCUCAACAGGUUUUAGUAGCAAGUCUUCUGAAUGACCCUACUUCAGCGCAUUUCCAACAAUUUCAGCAAUUAGCCCCAGGGUGCGCCUGAGAUGGCCGCGUGGAAGAUACAAGUUGCUCAUAGGAUUGGAACUGUGUUGUAUUCUGAUGAAGAAAAGCGCCAGAAUCGCAGCUAAACCUG